AUGACAGAGCUCGAAGAGGAAAGGGACACGACUCAGACGCUUCGAUCGGAAUGGACCAAAUUGGAGGCAGAAUACAAGACUCUGCAAGACACCUUGGCAUCAAUCCAGGCAGCUGCAAGCCCGGGCGGCGGCAAAGUAGAAGCGACUAACGGCCACCAGGGACUCGACAGUUCCAUAGACGACCGAAACCCCAUCAGCGAGGCGGGCAGCAUGACCGAGCUCAAGAACACCGCUGAGGCUGUCACGACUCCUUCAGCGAGCCCUCCCAUGGCCGAAGGUCAAUUUGGGAGCCUUUCCAUGCCUUCCCCAGCGAGCCCUCCCAUUGCCGAGGGUCAAUUCGGCAGCCUUUCCAUGCAUCCACCGCAGCCAUCGGGAAGCUCACCAGUCACCACGCCCGCAACACCACCUUCUGCUGGCUUCAGGACGAUCCAUGGUCAACAUCGUCCAGACGGCGCUCUAGGCGGCUACGUCAAUGGAGGAGGCACACUAAGGAAAGCUAGCGAGUCACAGACUACGCACGAGGAUUCAUCUAUGAAAGCCCAUGGUUCGACGAGUUCGGGAUCGAUACACUCCAACCACGGCGGUGAAGGCCAUAUAAAUGGCGUCACUUCGGGCUCUGCGGAAGAGCAGAAGGUGACGGAAUAUUAUCAGCCGACGGACUUCCAGCCUCAGCCCGCGGUGUACCAGCCGCAACCGGCGGUAUUCCAGGCCCAGCAGGCGAAGGGGUCUAGGAGAUUGACAAGGCCUCCUGUCAGGUAUAACUGA
Messenger RNA from Zasmidium cellare ATCC 36951, 765 nucleotides. RefSeq lists its product as uncharacterized. The transcript has a single exon. NCBI's taxonomy places the organism in Eukaryota, Fungi, Ascomycota, Dothideomycetes, Mycosphaerellales, Mycosphaerellaceae. The coding region runs from base 1 to 765 and encodes 254 amino acids. The record is from RefSeq and is a predicted model, not a curated record.